AUGUGUAAUGCAUUUCUUUGGAAUGGAGCUCCAAACUCUGCUCGAGGCGCAAAGAUUUCUUGGGAGAUUGUUUGCACCUCUAAAGAAUCUCAUUUGGUUACUUUUUACUGCGACUGGGUUCGACGGAACCUCAUCCGGAACUGGAACUUCUGGGAUCUAAAUCCUGCUUCGACAGGUAGCUGGAUUUGGAGGAGGUUGUGCAAGUUAAGACCUCUUGCAAAAUCUUUCAUUGUCUGUGUUGUGGGCUCAGGAGAGACUGCAAGCUUUUGGUAUGACAACUGGACCGGCUUGGGGCCUCUCCUCGAUCUUACAGGUCCUAACGCCCCUCAGAUUGUCGGGUUGCCUUUGCAUGCUGUUAUGCUUCAGUGCCAACACGAUGAUACUUACCUAUGGAAGACUAAUCAGAGUCCCCCUUCUGACAUGUUUUCCACGAGCAAGACAUGGUUAGCACUAAACCCCCCUGGAAAUCGAGUUCCUUGGCACAAGUCAGUCUGGUUCAAACACAGAAUCCCCAAACAUGCGUUUAUCUGCUGGGUUGCGGCGUGGAACCGUCUUCACACAAGAGACAGAUUGCGGAACUGGGGGCUAAAUGUUCCUGCACUUUGUCCCCUGUGCGAUACUCACCCUGAGUCCAGGGACCAUCUGUUCUUCCAGUGUGAGUACAGUGCUUCAAUAUGGACCUUCUUCACUAUCAGGGCACGGGUGUCCCCUCCUACUCAGUUCAUGCCUUGCCUCCUAUGGAUUCACUCUGCCUCAUCAAAUGGUAACUUAGCUACAAUCCUAAAGCUCGCUUUCCAAGCUUCAAUCUAUCAUAUAUGGAAGGAGCGGAAUCAGCAAAUUCACUCUGCUCAGUCCAAACCCGCCACAGUCAUUAUCAAGGAGAUUCAAACUCUCAUCCGAGCUCGUCUUUUGCCUCUUUCCAUCUAUACGCUCCACCAGACUCAAAACCAAACCUUGCUAAUUACAUGGUUCAGCCUCUUCUUGUGA
Messenger RNA from Camelina sativa (false flax), 987 nucleotides. The record is from RefSeq and is a predicted model, not a curated record. NCBI's taxonomy places the organism in Eukaryota, Viridiplantae, Streptophyta, Magnoliopsida, Brassicales, Brassicaceae.